This is a messenger RNA of Anguilla anguilla (European eel), 3893 nucleotides long. RefSeq names its product FERM and PDZ domain containing 2 (gene frmpd2). Gene Ontology annotation, molecular function: protein binding. The record is from RefSeq and is a predicted model, not a curated record. The transcript has 28 exons. NCBI's taxonomy places the organism in Eukaryota, Metazoa, Chordata, Actinopteri, Anguilliformes, Anguillidae. The coding region runs from base 189 to 3773 and encodes 1194 amino acids. Gene Ontology annotation, cellular component: cytoskeleton.
AAUUACCUGAGAUCAGAGCUGUGCGUUGUCUCUAGCUGAGUGCACCCGAACUCAUGCAUGGUGAGAAGUCACCUACCUGCUGGAAUGGGAAGUGCUUACCUGGAGAAACGAUGACUGAGAAGACUAUUUAUGAGCGUCCGGUUUCUUAGGAUAAAACAGACUUUCUCCACAUAUCGAAUGCAAUAAGCAUGGACACCUUUGUGACACUGGCAGAGGUGUUGGAGGCAAGGGGGGCACCUCUGGAGGAGGACGAAGUGUGGUCCCUCCUCCAAGUCGCCGUGGAGAUGUUACUGAACUCUUCCUGUAAAGGAAACAGCAUGUGUCAUAUCAUCAGUCCCGGGUCCCUCCUGCUGUCUGCCAGUGGCCUCCUCGCUUUUAAGAACUGCGGCCGAACGGAGGACGUCAGCUCUUUCAGUGCCCCUGAGAUGCUACAGGGGCGGGCGUUCACCGGCAGGCUUGUCACAGAGAAGAUUAUGGUAUAUUCCUUGGGAAUGACUCUUUACUGGUCAGUGGAUUAUCAGCUUCCUGAGAACCAGCCUGUGCACCUGAGUGACCAUCUGAACUGCCUCUUACUGAGCAUGUGCGAAGACGUGGCCCACAGACGCGCCAGUCUUCUCUCUGUGCUGGAGACGUGUGAAGUUCAUCACAAAACAGCACUCCUGCCGCCUCCCUACAAAGUCAUCAAACAGCUGGUGGAGGACUUCUUCCGGGACUCUGUGGACCAUGUGUCAGAGAGCAAAGCCCAUCUGACCGAUCGGAGCCAGAUGAUCAGAGAAAGACUGCACGACUGGCCCAUUUCAUUUCCAGGAGGCUCACAUCAGCCAUCAGCUUGGGCACACAAAAUCAAGAGCUCGCCAUCCCACGUGUACCAGUCUGUCUCCAGCAGAAUUCCCCAGGAGAGACAUCACCGUGGCAGCGACUGCAGCUGGCACAGCCCAAGCCCGUUCAUCUCUGGCCACUGUGACCCCCGAUCAUCUCGCCUCUCUGAUUCUUCCACUGUCAGCCUCACCCAAAAAAGAUCAAAGGGACCCGAGUUCAACAGAAGCCUGGAGCCCCAGAUUGUCUUGGAGCUGCCAGGAUCCAUUGUGUCUAAGAAAGGAAAGUCAUAUUCAACUCAAAGAGAGCUCAGUGUGGUCAUGCCAAACGGUCAGCGCAUCCUGGUCAAGUGUGAUGUUAAGUCCAAGAGUGGGGAUGUCUUUGACAUGGUCGUGGCUCAUGCAAACCUGGUCGAGCACUUCUACUUUGGACUUGCUUUCAUCGACGAUGAUGAAUUUUUCUUUCUGGACCAUGACACAAAAAUCUCAAAAGUGGCCCCUGAUUGUUGGAAAAAACAGCCUUCUACGAAUUUCCUUCUUAUCCUCCGAGUAAAGUUUUUCGUGGAUGACAUCGAUUUAAUUUUGCACAGGCUCACCCGUCACCAGUACUAUCUUCAGCUGCGGAAGGACAUCCUGGAGGACAGGGUGCGCUGCGAUGAAGAGACAAGCUUGUUCCUUGCUGCUCUGGCCCUACAAGCUGAAUAUGGGGACUACAUCCCACAAGUGUAUGGGAAGAAUUACUUUCAACCAGAGCAGUAUGUGUCUCGGAGGUUGUUGGAGAAGAUGGCCUUGCCCUGCUUAAAAGAGGAGUUACCCAGACUCCAUGCCCAGUGUUUCCAUAUGCUGCCACAGGAAGCUGAGCUGGAAUUCCUGAAGGUUACCCAGCAGCUACCAGAGUACGGAGUUAUGUUUCACCGUGUUGCCCGGGAGAAAAAAGCUGCUGUGGGGGAGCUGAUCCUCGGAAUAUGUGCCAAAGGAAUCAUUGUGUACGAGGUCAAAAACAACUCCCGGAUCAGCAGUCUCAGACUGCAGUGGAGUGAGACGGACAGCAUUUCCUCUACACGCCGUAAAUUCAGUGUCCAGAAUAGUGUCAGUCGGCGAAGACACACCUUUCUAAUGGAGAGCUCAAAAAUCUCCAAAUAUCUCCUCAAUCUCUGCUGCGCCCAGCACAAGUUUUACAAUGAAAUGAACUCACGACAGCUCAGCCACAGCUUAGCCUCAGAGGAGAGCAUUGUGCUAUACGCAACCAUGUGCAAGCCCCAGCGUGGCCAGGAGAAGGCGCUGUCGUACUCAGAGGUCAUGCUCAAUGGCGGCGGCCCACACCUUUUGGGCACCCCGCCCAGUGACUCCAUGAGCAAGCACUGCGAUGACCUGGCAGCCAGGAUGGAGGCACGCAUCAAACAGCAGAGAGAGGAGAGAGAGCAGAGAGAGGCGAGAGAGACUCGUUUGCAGCAGGAAGACAAGGACAAGCGUCCGGUCUGGAGAGCUCCAGAUCCAAGCCCCCGUAAAGAAUCCACCUCAUCAUUACAGAAGCGAGAUUCGGAGGUUCAUUCUGUGGCUUCAACCUUCAGAGUAGAUACCCCAACAAGAUUUGCCAUGCCCGAGAGAGAAAUUGUCUGUGUUUCCCUGAAGAAGGAUCCUAAACUGGGACUUGGCAUUAUAAUCAUUGGAGAAGAAAACACAGAGAACUUGGAUCUGGGGAUAUUUAUCGCAUCCAUCGUCCCUGAUGGGCCGGCCGACAAAGAUGGUCGUAUAAAACCAGGUGGUCGGCUGAUUUCUCUCAACAAGACCAGUCUGGAGGGCGUGACCUUCAGCUCUGCGGCUGAGAUCAUACAGAGCUGCCCCGAUGACGUGGAGCUCAUCGUCUCCCAGCCCAGACGUACUCCUGCACAUAACCACGCAGGAGCCGUACUUGAACGAAACUACGACUCCCAGACUACGCUGACGGCUGAGUUCCGUCCCAGCGAGGAUGACCCUGACGAGGUCCUGACCGUGGUGAUGACCCCCAGAUCUAGCAGCCGUCUGCCUGUACCCGUGGUUCGAGUAAUGGAUGCACAGGAGUGCUACUCCAGGUCGUCAUCUUUGUCCAGCCUGAAAGAUGAUGAAGUGAUCUCACUGGAGCUGAGGAAGAUUGAUGGUACUUUAGGACUGAGCAUAACUGGGGGCAUCGACACCAAUGUGCGCGACGGUGGGGUCUAUAUUAAAAGUCUUGUGCCAGGAGGAGCUGCUGAACAAAAUGGCCGCAUCCAGAUAGGUGACAGACUGCUGGCGGUGGACAGAGCCAGAAUGAAGGGAGUCACCCACCGGCAGGCUGUGGAGACGCUGAUGAGGACGGGAGAGGUGGUGAACCUGGUUCUGCAGCGGGAGCUACUGGCUGAGCUGUGCUCCAGCCCCGACACGCAGAAUGCCCCGCCUACCCUGCAGGCCCUGCCCGCCCCUCGAAGCCCCCAGACCAUCCAUAUCAGGAAGAUCAGCUGCCCCGCCGUUCCCAUGACGACAUCCUUUUCCAUCAAGGCCAAGGACAACAGCUUCAUGUCGGCGGACAACACGGUGGACGUGAUGGUGAGAAAGAGCCUUAGCGGCCUGGGGUUCAGCUUCAUGAUCUCACCCCUGGACACUCUGGGGGAUUCUGGGACCCUUGUCCAGAUCAAGAGGCUUUUCCCGGGCCAGCCGGCAGAGGAGUCGGGGCUGAUCCAGGAAGGAGACAUCAUCUUAGCCGUCAAUGGCCAGCCCCUCAGGGACAUGUCCUAUCAGAAAGUUCUCCACCUUUUGAGGGGAGUCCAGUCCGACGUCAGGCUGACCCUGUGUCGCCCUGCUGUGGGCAACCAUAUCAGGAGCCCUGCUUCCCUGGUGAGGGAAACCAGGUCAAUGUCGCUCGACGUGCGGCCAAACUAUGUCAUUCCGCGCGGGAGCACAGGCUUCUCCGUGAAACGGGCCCAAGACACAGCUCCGAGAUGAGCGCUGACCUCCCCUGCCCCCCUCCCCAAAAAAAGAGGAAGAGGAACACAAACAAGAGCCCCAAGAGCCUCAGGAGGAGGCAGACAGUGGUGAUGGUGGAGCGACCAUGGGGAACUAAGA